Molecule: messenger RNA, 7703 nt
Organism: Plodia interpunctella (Indianmeal moth)
Lineage: Eukaryota; Metazoa; Arthropoda; Insecta; Lepidoptera; Pyralidae
Gene: osp
Product: outspread
Exons: 18
Coding region: 382-6147 (1921 amino acids)
Cellular component (GO): actin cytoskeleton
Molecular function (GO): actin filament binding
Source: RefSeq, a predicted model, not a curated record
GCUGGUUUUCUAUCAGAUGUAAAAUGGACGUGCGGUCGUGUCGCUGCGCGCUCGCGAGCUCCGCGUGUUCGUUGUAAAAUCGAUGUUUAUUGUUUUAAAAUUUCACGUGAAUACGAAUAUUGUUUAUGCGAUUGUUCGACUACUUCGGUGUUCGGUUGCCGGAGAAGAUUGUGUGAGUGUAUGUGUUUUUAAAUGACGUUAACGCUCACUUCACUUGCAGUGAUUUCGCUGAUAGCUCACUCGCCGGUGGGUGCGCGCGUGAUAAACUACGUGUUCGGUUUUGAAAAGGCCGAUUAUCGUGUAGUGUGGGUGUUUUACAGUACCACCAUGCUGUGCACGGUGACAUAGUGAACCUUGAAUUGACCCUGACCUGUGUCAAACAUGCCUGGGAGAUCGGAUUGCAGGAAAUUUGCGCCUAACAUCUUCACCAAAAGCAAGUGCACUAAUUGCUUCCGUCAGAAAGAGGAACACAGUGCCGAAGCCUUGGAAUCUAAUCGGGCGAGCCGAAAGAUAUCCAAAUGCGGCUAUCUGUUCGUGGCUCCCGGUUGGGACUUCUCCAAUCCGCUCUACAGAACAAAGAGAUGGCAGCGGAGGUGGUUCGUGUUGUACGACGACGGCGAGCUCACAUACUCACUCGACGAACACCCGGACACGGUUCCCCAAGCGAGUGUGGACAUGACGACAGUGCUAGAAGUGAGCGAUGCUGACUCUGUGACGGGUCACGCCCACAGCCUGGCCAUCACGGCUCCGGAGAGGGUCACCUUCGUCAAGGGAACGUGUCGAGAGGAGACGCGGUGGUGGGCAGACGUGCUGAGCGUGUAUCCGAGGAGCAAGGGUCGUCACAAGCGCAACGCGACUUUUCCAGGGGGCCAGACGGGCAGCUUGCUCCAGUCUUCCACCACCAGAAAGUACUCAGCGGACGCGUCAACCCUGCGCGACGUGGCGGACGGCUGCGGGGGCGCCCGGGCGCGAUACUGCGCGGGAGGCACCACUACCUGGCCCGGCCCGCGUGUGCAGCCUCCUCAGCCCGAGAUCCCGAGUCUAGCGCCCGCGCCCAUCGACACCAAAGUGUACACAGAUCAGCCGGUCUCGUCAGCAUCUCCACCCACGCGGGACAAGAUCAACGGUGAGGAGAAGGCCAGGUCCCGGCGACGGGACGCCUGGUCGGAGUCUAACAAUCCCUCUCCGGAUGAUGGUGCGGUCGUGCGGUCUCCCUUACUGCAGCAUCAGCCUUACGACGAACAGCUACGGGACAUAGCUGCGUCUCUGACCAGACCUAGGUCUCGCAGGGCUCUGCCCGUCACUCUGGAGAGGCCCACCAGGCUGCCACCACCCGACCGACUGCCGGCCCGUGGAACUCCAGACGGCGCCGUGCCUCCUGAAGAGAACAGCUCCAGUUCAUCAAGCGAAGGCAGCGAACCAACUGAUGCUGUGGAAACCACAGAGAAUGGAGAGCCAGGCAGAGUGGAACUACCCGCUGAAAGGCUCCUCCACGCUAGAGCAGGAUGGCUUCAGAGACGAGGGCCCGGGGGGUACUCCCGCCACUGGUUCGUGCUGAGAGGAGCUGCGUUGCUGUAUUUUAGGGAUCCCCAUGCAGAGCACAGGGGAUUAAUGGACGGAGUGAUUGACUUGAGUGGGGUGGCCAGGGUAGUGGAGCUACCGACAACAGCCUCUACCGGAUAUGCUUUUGAGACCGAGACUUGGGAUGGCAAACACAUCGUUCUGUCAGCGGUGACAGCGGGAAUACGAGCGAAUUGGGUAUCAGCCAUAAGACGAACAGCUGGUUUACCUGACACUGCGCCGCUAUCGUUGAUACUACGCGAAGACGCUGUAGACCAAUCAUCGGAAUCAUCUACUUCACCAGUCACACCAGUAACACCAAUCACUGGAAAAUCAGCACCGUUCUCAUCUGAUGAAGAGUACAGAACUGCUUCAGAAGGUGGAAGGAGAGACAGCGCUGACUGGGGAGAUGUGGCGCCUCAACCACCACCAUCCCCCAUCUUGAAUCGAACACCAAUAUCUAAAGUCAAAGAAAAGGUACGCGCUCGAGCGUGCCAUCAAACGCCCAGUAAAACUGAAGGAAACAAAGACGAAAUCGACGGAACCAAAGAACGCCCGACCGACGAAGUCGACGAAAACGAAAAGCCGAGUGAACCUCGCAAGCGCAGCUACAUAUCUACCAUCGACAAACAAUCCAUCGAAAUUGACGAUCUGCGCAAACAACUGAAACUUGCUCUAAGCGACGUCGAUGCGGCUGAAUCGGAACUUGCAAGACUUAAAAAACUUAAAUCUGAUGCAGCAUUGAGAGAGCAGAAAAUGGAGGAACUUGUGAUAACAUUACAGAAGAAAGAGGAAGAGUUAUCUGUAAGAACUAAAGAGGCUGAAAACUUGGACGCUAUAAAACAGCUUUACAGCCAAGACAAGACGAUGUGGGAGUCGAAGUUAAGAGACACGCAAAACUUCUUGAAGGAAUCAACUGAACAUUGUGAACUUCUAACGCGACAGUUAACUUCAGCGCAAGAAACAGUUGUCCAACUGCAGACGGAGUUGACUGAACUUAAUGAUAAGUUGCUAAAGAGUGUCAAGGAGAAUGAAGGUUUAUACGAAAGAAUCCAAGAACUCGAAGGCCGCCUAUCCGCUGAAUCACCCAGCAAAGAGAAAAGAAAGAGUGUUAGCUCUCUGAGUGACCUCACGAAUAUGGACCAUGACCUAAACUUAGAAUCGUUAGAAAAAGACCAAUUAAUUGAGGAAUAUGUCGAACUGCGAGGUCGUUUCAUGAAGGCCAUUCAAGAAAUCAAAUCUAUGAAGAAAGAACUCCGUGAAUCUCAUAAUAUGUAUGAUGAGCUGGAAUUAACUAACAUGAAGCUGAGAAAUGAAAUGAAACUCAGAGAACAGUGUAGUAGAUCUGAAAUCGAUCUCAUGGCAGCGCGCAUUCUAGACUUGACACAGAAGCUGACAGCGUCUGAUAAACAAGUUAGAACCUUGAAACAUAAGAUUCAGAAAACGGAGUCGAGAGAAAAGAGGCGAAGUUUGUCUCUGAAGGGAAGAGAGUCAUUUACAUUGGGAAAGGAAGUGGAAGAAAAGUUGACUGAAUUGGAAAACAAAAUCACAAUGCUAGAGUCUGGUGAAGCUGUGCCGGUGAUAAACUCGCCGUCAAAGAGCAUGUCUCCUGCUAAAGAGAAAUCGUCCAAAUCGGAAACCACCUCGGAUGAGAAACGUAUGAAACGCCUAGCGGCCAGACUCCGAAGGAAGUCUUUGGACAGCGCCACCAGUUCAGAACCAAUGAAAAUGCUCGUCCGGCUGAGCUCUCUCGAAACCAAAGUUGCGUCGGCUUUAGAAAAUCGACGAGACCUCACAAAUUCAUGUGAAUCAUUAAGUCAAGCGACUAAUAGGUCAACUGAAAGUCCAAGUUUCAACGAAAGUCUCGAAAAUUCCACCGUGGGCACACAGUCACAAAGACAUCUGUUAGAUAGAUUACAGAGUCUCGAAAAUGUAGUUAUACAUUCAAGAAAUAAGGUUAACGAGUGCCUUUGCCAGAUGAGCGCCAUGCGAGCCGCUAAGUCCAGGAGAUCACCAUCGCCUAGUCUCGAGAAAAAAUAUAGUAUUAAAUCGAUGGAGAAAUGCUUGACGGACGUGAGCAAAAGGUUGCAAGAGUGCUUUGAUAAGUGUGUCGUAGAUUGUGAUCACAAUCCUGACCACGAGGUCAAUGACAGCGUGGCUCAGGUGGUCGUGCAGCUAGAGGAACAGCUGAGAGUCAAACUGUUGGAAAUAUCAAAGAAAAAAGCAGCACUAUAUGAAUCCGGGGAGUUGACUCAGCGAAAGAGCCUUGAAAUCUUAGCUGAGAAACUAGCGUACGAGGCCGUCCUCGUCAGCAGAAUCCAAGAAGCCCUGGAGUCUUCAAACGGCAGCAGAUUCUUCGCCAGAUUAAUAAAGUCUGAAAUAACCGAAACUAGUCAAUUAAUUGAUAACCUUAAGUGUAAGAUAAGCGGUGACGGCUCCAGAAGCAUCAUCAGCACGAGGAGUUCUCUAGACUACCUCGCCAGGAUCCUCUCGCGGAAAAUAGACAUCGUUAAUGGUUCUCGGGAUACGCGGGAGUUGAGAAAGUCAGAACUAAUAUUACAGAGUGCGGAUUUAGAGGCUCUGAAAGCAUCGCAAAGGGAAGUUACCGAUGCGGUUGAUAAAUUCAAGAUGGAAAAAUUGGCAGAGCUAUGUUCGGCGCUGGCGUGUGAGACGUUGAGUUACGUGACCCCAAAUGACAGUGAUUUCGAGCAACAAAGAGCUAAUGUGGAAGCGGCAAGAGUACGCGAAGCGUGGGCCGCCGCCAGAGACGCUUUAGGAGCUGAACUAGUCCAGGCUGAGGUCACGAGGGCUCUCGGGCGCGCCGCUCAGGUUUGUGAAGAGCAACUGGACGACUCCCGGAAAUGUCGCUUGACUUUGACAGCACAGGACCGCGCCGAUUUGGAGCUGUGGUGGCAAGCGGCGCACGACCAUUUACGCUGUGAAAUGGACGGCGCCGUCCGAGACAUCGCCACUCGCUACCGAGAAUGUCUCGGUAUGGACCGACGAACCAAAGAAGGCUCUCCUGGCUUGGACAGCCGCGUGCUGCUGCAGCAGUUGGCGGAGGUGCUGGCCCAGAAGGCGCUGAUAGACGCGCGGGUGGCGGUGGUAGAGGGCACGUACAGAGCGUCAACCCCGCGCGAAGAGUCGUCGCGAUGCGCGGAAGACGCGAUAUCGUCGCUGGAGACAGACCCCGCGCAGGAGGCGGAGUUCGUCUACCUGUUCCAACGAUUCUCGAACGAGUGCCGAGCGCUCUUCUCUAGUGACUGUUCGGGUAACAGUGAAGACUCGAUGAAGAUCGGCGAGAGCCUCGGGCGGGUGGAGGCGGCGGUGGAGGCGGUGCGGCGGCUGGCGGGCGCGGAGGCAGGCGCCGAGGGGGGUGAGGGGGAGGGGGAGCCCUCCAGUAACGUGUUAGACCGCAUCGAGUCGCUGCGGCGCCGCGUCGAAGCUCUGCAAGCGCUGGUCCCGUGCCAGCACUGCAAGCAGCUACAAGACGCGCUGGACAGGCUGCAAGCGGAGCGGCUGCGCGGCGAGUGCGCGCUGGCGCAGCAAGCGGGCGCACUAUCAGCCGCACGCCGCGCGCGCGCGCAGCUGCAGGCGCAGCACGAGCGCGAGCGCGCGAGUCUGCGCGAGCGCGCGCGCACGCUGCAGCGCCGCCUGGCCGCGCUCGACUCCGAGUACUCCGCGCAGCUCGACAGUCUGCGCGCCGCCUAUCAGAGUGCAGUAGCAGCCGACACUCACGGCGACGGGCUGCGCGCGCGCUACCAGCAGGAGAUCGAGCAGUUGCGCGCGCUGUGUGAGAAGGGCCUUAUGGCCAUGGAGAGCUCGCACCGCCGCAUUGUGCGGGAGAUGGAAGAGAAACACCGCGCUGAAAGAGAACAACUCAGGUUAGACAAGGAGCAAGCACUGGCGGAGGAGACGCGCGCGACGCUGGCGGCGCUGGACGCGAUGCGCAAGGCGCACGAGAGCGAGGUGCGGCGCGAGGUCGACAAGUUCAAGGCAGAGUUCCUCAGCGCCUCCGCCGGCGGCCCCGACAGGGUGCAGCUCACCAGCAGGCAUCAACAAGAAAUGGAAGAGAUAAAGCGGGAGAUUCUGUCUCUGUCGGAGAAGUACUCUGUGAAGUGCGUGGAGUCCGCGGCGCUGGAGGAGAGGCUCGCCUCAGCCACUGCGCAGCUUGCGCAUGCGCACAACCACAUCAUGCAGCUCGACGCCAGGAAUAAGCAACUACGAGCUCAUUUGAUUUCCGAAGCAAAUGAAAUGAAGAAUGGCGAGGCGUCCUCCCUCUCACAGCUCAUCGAGGAGACUGCGCCGCAUGGGCGCGAGGCGCCGCUGUGGGCUCACCUGCGCCAUCUAGCGGCGGUGUGGCAGCGCUCGAGCAACGUCUCAGGAGAAGUCGCGGUCGAGCCCGCUGCUGGAGGCGGCGCGGCCGUCGCGCGCCAAGAUACAGUUCGCCAAGACCGAGAGCACACGGAACCUGCAGCUCUCCCCUGUCCAGAACUAAAGGCGAAACGUCGCUUCUCAGUCGGGCGCACGACCGUGGCCCCACUAGUGGGCAUGGUCGCCGAGCGCAAGAAGCGCUUCGAGGUCUGACCCACUGCGACGCGACCCAGGCUACAUAACCUCCAAAUCACUUUUGGAGGGAAAGCGCCUAUAUACGUCACCCCACCACGCAAGCACCUGGCCACUUCGCUUCAACUAAUACCCGUAUAAAGAUAUAUCACGCAGUAAGACUGUAGUAACAUAUUUAUAUGACGUCAUAUUGUUAAACUAUACCCAUAUAUAACUUAGGGCAGAUGUGAAAUUAGCUAGUUCCUAUGAAUUUAUUAGUUAUUACUGAUUUCAUAGUUGUCAAUUUAUUUUAUUUUAUAGGUGCGGCUAUGUUGGCUUAUAUGAAAUUUAUAUUAACUCUUAUUGGGUUAUAAUCAUAGCAGCAUCCAAAUACGUAUAUACUAUUGUUAUGUUGAUUAAUAUGACCGCUUACUCGAGAUUACUAGAUAUUUAGGUCGCGACCUAGUUUGACUAAGCUAUAUUUAUCCGAAACCACAUUAUAGAGUAGACAUUUGAAUUAUAUAACACGUGUUUGAAGUUAGUUGUAGUUAUCCUAAGACCAAAUAACCUUCAAGUGGCCAGAUCUUUCCCCCACCCACCACACAAAUUGUAUAUAACUUUAUAUGAAUUGUUUUACGUUAUUCUAGAUUGUAUAUUUACACACUUUAUCUAUUUACAUCUUCUCUUCAUCAUAUUAUUUAAGUGUCAUUUCGUUUUCACUUUAGACGAUCGGUUAGUGAUUGUAGACUUGUAAAAAUAUUAACAUUUGUGUAAAUACUAACGUCCCUCGCGUGUCCAUUCGCUUCUAGUUCGCAUUGUCUUAAGGAAUUGUUACCAAAUAUGUUUCGUAUUUAUGACAUUCAUACUUCGACGGGUGACGUGAGGUCGCCGGGGCGAGUCUCAACCAAACCAGUCAAUUUGCAAGAUAAUGACAGUUUCAAAUAUCACCGGUGUUGGAAACUGUUGAUACACGCCGCGACGUCCUUGCGAUCAAAAGUACCCCUUAUUUAACUUUUUUGUAGAUUUAUACAUAGUUGUAGUAUAUUAAUAUGAAAAAUUUUAUAUGACGCGAUUAUACUACAAACGAAAGAUUACAUACCUGUCUGUUUCUGUCGCAUUUCCCCGCCUUUUAUGCGGUACCGAAGUUAUUGCGGAUCUAACAAAAGGCAGGUUCGUUCGACGGAGCGCUGUUUUAGAGGCAUAUCGUUUAAAUUAACUCUUAGUUAGGACGUUAAAGUUUGACAUUUUCCGUUUUAUCUCCGACACUUCCCUCGUGUGACUGUUACCAUGUCUCUUGGGCAUUCGAAAUCUGUCUUCCACUUAUUCGUGCGUUUUCACUUUGUUGUGUAUAGUUCACCGUAGAGGCGGCGUCGCGCGGUUGACGUGCGCGAAUUUGUCGCAUUGCGUCGCGUCAUGUCGCAUCGCAUCGCGUCGUGUCGCGUUCUUGCUCAAUGUUCUAGUUCCGUGUCGAAACCAAACGUCUUGCGCGCCACCGCUCGCCGUCGCCGAACUAACUUGUGUUAUACUAUGUCUUGAGUUGACGUUGUAAAGUGUUGGUUUAUAUAACAAAGGUUUAAAAAUAAACUCACUUAAUACAA